Pezoporus occidentalis (night parrot) is the source of this 1360-nucleotide messenger RNA. RefSeq names its product pentatricopeptide repeat domain 2 (gene PTCD2). Gene Ontology annotation, molecular function: protein binding; RNA binding. Gene Ontology annotation, biological process: regulation of mRNA processing; multicellular organism development; mitochondrion organization. The coding region runs from base 25 to 1170 and encodes 381 amino acids. The record is from RefSeq and is a predicted model, not a curated record. Gene Ontology annotation, cellular component: mitochondrion. Lineage: Eukaryota; Metazoa; Chordata; Aves; Psittaciformes; Psittacidae. The transcript has 10 exons.
CGCCUCCGGCAGAUCGGGCGCAAGAUGGCGGUGGUGCUCGGAGGCGGGUCGCGGCGGGUGGUGCGGGAGGCGGUGCGGCGUUCCGCCGUUCACCCGCCCGCCUCAGGCUGCUGGGGCUCGGCGCCUGGAGGAAAGAGGUAUCUGCUAACGGAAGAUGAUAUCAAGUUACAAGAAUUUCAGCAGAUGAAAGUGGUAAUUAGAAAUGAAGUUCAUGGCAAUAAAGAUCCGUAUUUUAAAAGUAUUAAAGAAAAAUUAAAGAAAAAUGAAAUAAUUCUCAAAACUGAAUUAAAAAACUUGCUGCAUUUAUGUCAGACUUCAUCUGAUGUGGAACUAGCCAGAGAAGUUAUUUACAGGUACCAUGAGCAGAAUGGAAUCACAUCCUUACAUAAUUUUAAAUUUGGGCCACUCUUUAUGAGGCUAUGUUAUGAGCUAGAUCUUGAACGACCUGCAGUAGAACUUAUCAAAGAUCAGAAUUUGCAUGGUUUUUUCUCGGAGAGUACAUCAUUCCAUAUUUUGAUGACAAUGUUAUUUAAAAAGGGCCAUUUUGAAAGUGCUUUGGAAGUUCUGGUUGAAAUGAAAAAACAAAGUAUACCUUUCAGCAAAGAAACCUAUCUAAUUGCAUUUGCAAUAUGCUACAAACUGGACAACCUGGAAUCUUGCAAAAUCUGUGAGAAACUGCUUGAAGAAGCACAGCUAAAAGGUGACGCAUUACCACUGCGAGCAUACUGCUUUGCUGUGGCAACUGCUCUGAAGCAGAAUGAUGUUUCACAAGCCAAAUUUUAUUGUUCCCGGAUAUUGAAAACAGAGAGCAGACUAUACAAUAAUCUUAAAGUUCUUGUCCAGCUCAGAUCUGGUUUGCUAGAAGAAGUAAUAAGGACAUUAGAGGCAGCAGUGAAAGUUCAUACUCCUCCCUUUGUGAAAAAAAUUGAGUUUUCUGAGCAGGUGCUGGCUGCAGUCAGGGAAAAGAUGGAAGAAAACGCCUACCUUUCUGCCAAAUUAAGAGAUAUUCAUAUGAAACUACAAGCUUCAGGACAGAUAACCAUGUGCACGCUAGAAGACAUGCUUUUCCAGAUUCCUAGUUCAAAGAAGAUCCCUGCAAAGCUUUUCAAUCAGAAGCUAUUGGGCUAUCAAGCUGCUAAACCACUUUGGGUGAAUCUAUUGUUGGAAUAGUUGAAUAUAUGAUGGCACACUGAACUGCUGUUAGCAUCUCUUAGAAGCCACAUUCAAGUGAAAUGUCUUCUCCUCUCCUCCAGAAUGAGCAAUUGUUUGUUUGUCUGAAACUGCACAUCAUGUGUGAAAAUACACAUCAUGUAGCUUUCACAUUUCAAUUUUGAUGAUAAAAACAAGCCAUGACAAUGUA